GGGAAGAAGGCGGCCUCCGGAAGCGGGUCCCGGCGGGAUGCGCGGCGCUGGCUGUCCCGGCCCGCCCCGGCCUAGGGGGGGAAGGCCCUCAGGAACAGGAGAGCUUUGGCAGUGAUGGAGCCAAACUGGUUUUAUAACCGUGCGGUGAAAAGGCGGACACCAGAACAUUAGUCGCGUUUCUAUUCCUGGCCAGCCCUGACUGGAAGACCGUCUCAACAUGGGGAGGAUCAGCAUCUCCUGCCUAUUUCCCGCUUCCUGGCAUUUCAGCCUCUCCCCCGUGGGGUGUCCCCGAAUUCUCAACUCCACCCUUCGCCAAAUUAUCGUCAUCGGAGUCCUCGCUGCCGCUGCGUCUCUGUUGUACUACUCUGUCGUCGUAAUCAGAAAUAAGUAUGGACGAUUGUCACGGGAUAAGAAGUUUCACAGGUACCUCGCCCGCGUUACCGACAUCGAAGCUACUGACACCAACAACCCCAAUGUGAACUACGGCGUGGUGGUGGACUGCGGGAGCAGCGGCUCUAGAAUUUUUGUUUAUUGCUGGCCCCGACACAACGGCAACCCCCACGAUCUGUUAGACAUCAGGCAGAUGAGGGACAGAAACCGAAAGCCCGUGGUCAUGAAAAUAAAGCCAGGUAUAUCAGACUUUGCCACCUCCCCAGAAAAAGCCAGUGAUUACAUGUCUCCACUCCUGAAUUUUGCUGCAGAACACGUGCCCCGUUCAAAACACAAAGAAACACCACUUUAUAUCCUCUGUACAGCUGGGAUGAGAAUCCUGCCCGAAAGUCAGCAGAAGGCAAUCCUGGAAGAUCUCCUGACAGACAUCCCAGUGCACUUUGACUUUCUGUUUUCUGAUUCUCAUGCAGAGGUUAUAUCAGGAAAGCAAGAAGGUGUAUACGCCUGGAUCGGUAUCAACUUUGUCCUUGGACGAUUUGAACAUAUUGAAGAUGAGGAUGAGGCAGUUGUAGAAGUGAAUAUUCCUGGUGGUGAAGACAAAGAUGCCUUUAUCCGUAAAAGGACAGCGGGUAUUCUCGACAUGGGCGGAGUGUCGACUCAGAUAGCAUAUGAAGUCCCCAAAACUGUAAGCUUUGCCUCCUCACACCAGGAGGAAGUAGCCAAAAAUUUGUUGGCUGAAUUUAACCUUGGCUGUGAUGCCCACCGUACCGAGCAUGUGUACAGAGUGUAUGUAGCCACAUUCCUUGGCUUUGGUGGGAACGCCGCUCGCCAGAGAUAUGAAGAUAGCAUAUUCUCCAACACGAUUUUGAAGAACAGGCUUUUAAAUAAACAGACAGGCCAGUCAGCCGAGUCUCCAUAUUUGGACCCAUGCCUACCCCUAGACAUUCAGGAUGAAAUUCGGCAGAACGGGCAGACCGUACACCUGCGAGGAACGGGAGACUUCACCCUGUGUCGGGAGACCAUUCAGCCAUUCAUGAAUAAGACAAAUGAGACGCAGACCUCUCUCAAUGGAGUCUACCAGCCCCCAGUGCACUUCCAAAACAGCGAAUUCUAUGGCUUCUCAGAAUUCUAUUAUUGCACCGAGGAUGUGUUGCGCAUGGGAGGAGAUUACAGUGCUGCUAAAUUCAUUAAAGCUGCAAAGGAUUACUGUGCAACCCGGUGGUCAGUCUUGCGAGAACGCUUUGACCGGGGACUUUACGCAUCUCAUGCCGACCUCCACAGGCUAAAGUACCAGUGCUUUAAGUCUGCAUGGAUGUACGAGGUAUUUCACAGGGGCUUUUCAUUUCCGGUCAACUAUAGCAAUUUAAAGACUGCUUUGCAGGUUUAUGAUAAGGAGGUGCAGUGGACACUAGGAGCAAUCCUUUACAGGACCCGUUUUUUACCGUUAAGAGACAUCCAGCAGGAGACUUUCCGGGCCAAUCACGCUCACUGGAGAGGCUUUUCCUUUGUCUACAACCACUACCUGUUCUUUGCCUGCUUCCUAAUUGUCUUGUUGUCCAUCCUGCUCUACCUGCUGCGGCUCCGGCGGAUUCACCGGAGGAUGCUAAGGAACGGUUCCUCUGCCUCACUCUGGAUGGAGGAGGGCGGCCUCCCGUCCCCGAAGAUUGGCGGAACCUUGUGAACCUGUGAGAUAAAGGGCUCUGAAAAGGCUCCCUAAGAAAAAGCCA
Molecule: messenger RNA, 2117 nt
Organism: Ornithorhynchus anatinus (platypus)
Lineage: Eukaryota; Metazoa; Chordata; Mammalia; Monotremata; Ornithorhynchidae
Gene: ENTPD4
Product: ectonucleoside triphosphate diphosphohydrolase 4
Exons: 13
Coding region: 218-2071 (617 amino acids)
Biological process (GO): nucleoside diphosphate catabolic process
Cellular component (GO): membrane
Molecular function (GO): nucleoside diphosphate phosphatase activity
Source: RefSeq, a predicted model, not a curated record